Tetrapisispora phaffii CBS 4417 is the source of this 1263-nucleotide messenger RNA. RefSeq names its product amidase (gene NTA1). Gene Ontology annotation, molecular function: protein-N-terminal glutamine amidohydrolase activity; protein-N-terminal asparagine amidohydrolase activity. Lineage: Eukaryota; Fungi; Ascomycota; Saccharomycetes; Saccharomycetales; Saccharomycetaceae. Gene Ontology annotation, biological process: protein catabolic process. The transcript has a single exon. The record is from RefSeq and is a predicted model, not a curated record. The coding region runs from base 1 to 1263 and encodes 420 amino acids.
AUGAGCUCUAAAAUAAAAGUUGCCUUGAAAGUUGGUAUUAUCCAAGUGAAUCCACAGAUAGGAGAAGUGGAAAAAACCGUGGCAAGAGUAUGGAACGCAUUAGAAGAGUUGGAGAAGAAGCUAAAUUAUGAUGAGUCGUUAUAUCCUGACCUACUUGUGUUUCCUGAAUUUUCACUUAUAGGUUAUCAUUUUGAGUCGAAGGAACAAAUUAGGCCAUAUGCUGCCACUGGAGACAUGAAAAAUGGUCCUUCUUAUGAAUUAGCUGCUAAAAUUUCAAAGAAGUUUAAUUGUUAUACAGUUAUUGGUAUGCCUGAAAUAUAUAUUGAUCACAAUGAUAAUGAUAGGGAAAUUUUUUAUAAUUCAUCAUUAAUGGUAAAUAAAGAAGGCGAGAUACUGUACAGAUAUAGGAAAUCAUUUUUAUAUACACAAGAUUAUAAAUGGGGUUGUGAAGAGAAUCCAGAAGGUUAUCAAAAUUUUGAUUUAGAAUUUAAAGGAAAGGGUACAAACUUGACCACGGGAGAGAAAAAUAUAGACGUUACCUUAAAAACGGGGUUAGGACUUUGUAUGGAUAUGUCUCCUUAUAAAUUCAAAUCACCGUUCCAUGAUUAUGAAUAUUCUACUUGGCAUUUGGACCAUGGAACUGAAUUAAUGAUAUUUUCGAUGUGUUGGCUACAUUCAAGUGCAUUUUCAGAAAUGUCAGAGCAAACAGCAGAAGAAGUGAUUGAAGAUAUAGAGGAAAAUUUAAAACUAAGGAAUUUGCCUCCAAUAGGUUCACAAGGUGAUUUUACUUUUAAUUUAGACAAUGAUGAUGAUAUUGAACGUAUUGCCAAUCCAAAUACGACGAAAAUCUCCUAUACAAAUCUGAAGGAACCCGAUAUGCAAAACAUUAAUUACUGGAUACUUAGAUUUUCACCGUUUGUUUCAAUGAAUAUUAGACAAGAGGUGUUUGAUAGUGGACUUGUAGAGUCGCAACUUAACAAACCUUCUCAAAUUAGAAGAUCAUCCUAUAUAGGUUGCACAAUAGAGAAACCGUGGGGAUUUGAAGACAAACAAGCUAUCUUAUUGCUGGCAAAUAGAUGUGGGAUUGAACAAAAGUGCAAAGUUUUUGCUGGCAGUUCAAAUAUAAUGAAAUUCAAUGGUAAAUAUCAAGAAACAGCGUAUGGAAUGGAUAGUACAAAUGAGAGUGUAGAAUUAUUAGGUGGGUUAACCUUAGGAUACGAAGGGAUCCUAUUACGUGAUGUCAAUAUUACUGUUAAUCGGUAA